Messenger RNA from Manis pentadactyla (Chinese pangolin), 2697 nucleotides. RefSeq names its product heat shock cognate 71 kDa protein-like. The coding region runs from base 28 to 417 and encodes 129 amino acids. The record is from RefSeq and is a predicted model, not a curated record. NCBI's taxonomy places the organism in Eukaryota, Metazoa, Chordata, Mammalia, Pholidota, Manidae. Gene Ontology annotation, molecular function: ATP binding; ATP-dependent protein folding chaperone. The transcript has a single exon.
UAGUGAUAGAAGGAAGACAUUAAGAGCAUGGUCCAGGAAGCUGAGAAAUACAAAGCUGAAGAUGAGAAGCAGCGGGACAAGGUGUCUUCCAAGAAUUCACUUGAAUCUUAUGCAUUCAACAUGAAAGCAACAGUUGAGGAUGAAGAACUUCAAGGGAAGAUCAAUGAUGAGGACAAGCAGAAAAUUCUUGACAAGUGUAAUGAAAUUAUCAACUGGCUUGAUAAAAACCAGACUGCAGAGAAGGAAGAAUUUGAACAUCAACAGAAAGAGUUGGAAAAAGUCUGCAACCCCAUCAUUACCAAGCUGUACCAGAGUACAGGGGGCAUGCCAGGAGGAAUGCCUGGGGACUUCCCUGGGGGUGGAGCUCCUCCAUCUGGAGGUGCCUCCUCUGGGCCUACCAUUGAAGAGGGUGAUUAAGCCAACCUGAAUAGAAUUUAGCAUUGUUCCACACAAAACAUUGAAGGACCCAAAUCUGUAGCAGUUUUAAAUGGCCGUUUUUAAGUUGAGCUGCUGAAGUUAACUGGGCAUUCUUGAUACUUGAAUAUAUGCACAGGGAAAGGAAAUAACAUUGCACUUUAUAAGCACUGUAUAUUAUAAGUGGAAAAUGCAAUGUCUUAAAUAAAAUUAUUUAAAAUUGGCACCAAAAAAAAAAAAAACUGUGCAAAAGACCAGCCUGGCUGGUGGUUUAACAGGUGUCACUCUGCAAACCCAAAUGGCGUUUACUACACUGACCCCUACACAGCUAAUACCGACGAUGGGGUUGUCUGGUACACCUGGCAUGGAUGGUGGUAUUCUUUGAAAUCUGUGGUUAUGAAAAUCAGGCCAAAUCAUUUUAUUCCAAAUGUUGUUUAACUGUCCCUGUUGGGCUUUCCUUACUGUAAUUCAUCUUGGUUUAAAGUGACUUGAAAAAUAGCAAGUCUGAAAAUAUAGAUAUAUGAUGAUGGCAAAAAAAAAGAGAAUUAAAAUGGUUAUGUAGUUACACAGGAAAAUGACCAAAUUCUCGGGAGGUACCUGUUGAAAUAUUUAUAAGUGAAGUGUCAUGAAGUAUGUUAUGUAUUUCUAAAUGGCAUAGCAAAAUACAAAAAUACUCUUAGGGUAGACAGGGGCUCUUAAAUGGAUUUUUAUCCACUUUCUCUGAAAACAGGGAUGUGAAUAGUAUGCAAACCACAUUCUUGGGGAAAAGAGGGACUACGGCAACUUCAGCUACUUCAUAAUUUUGCAAAUAGACCCAGACUCUACUUUUCUGUUGUUUUUCUUUUCUAUUAUUGCCUCCUUUUAAGAAAUCUGGGGCUUUACAAUAGCAAAUAUUUAUUUCCAACCUCUAUUUUCACUUCUGCAUUCUCAACUGCUGUAUAAUAUACCUAUCUGAAUUCUUAAUCGCCUGAAACUCAACAUGGCAUUUUGACAUUGUAUCCAAGUGAGUCCAAGACAGUCCCAACUUACACCUGCUGUAUUGGUGUAAUUGCUUUUGAAUGAAUUAAGAUUCAUUCUUAUAGAAUCUUAAUUUGGGUGCUAAAUAAUAUGGUUAUACUAACAUGAAAUUCAUCUCUCUUGCUCUUUUCAUUCCUGACUGAAUCUCACUCUUACAUAGAUGAACGAUUAGUGAGAUUACUCAUUUGAUUAAUAGUUAAUGAUAUUACUCAUUUAAAUUCCAAUUUAGGAGUUCUUUCUUCUGCUUUGUACCUUUCUUUAUUUCAAUUAACUUGCAGAUUAUCUCCGUAGUAUAUCUUAGAUUAGUUCUUUUGUUUCUUUACCACUGCCAUCACUCUAAAUCAGAAUUUUUAUCAAAAAUUAUCUAGAUUACAAUUAUCAUCGUCUUGGUUUUAAUUUCCCUUCCAAUUAAUUUGGCAUCCUGCUUCGAGACAUGCAAAAAUAUAAUUUUACUGAGAUAUGGUAUCUAUUCAGUAACAUGUAAAUAUUAAAAUUUAGCAGUUGUACCAAAUUUUGUUCCAUUUCUCCCAUGAAAUAGAAUUGAAUGGAAAAUAACAUAAUGAGCUCUCACAAAAAAAAGGAAAAGGGGAAAAAAAGGUAAAUACAUGAGGUGAUGGAUAUGUUACUUAACUCUCUGAUGGGAAUCCUUUUACAAUGUAUAUGUGUAUCUAAUCAUCACAUUGUCCACUUUAAAUAUAAUUACAAUUUUGUUAAUUAUACUUCAGUAAAGCUGUAUAAACCCUUAAUGAAUCAUAGCAGAAGUGUGUUAAGAAACUUUUGUUUCAGGCACACACAUACACAUGCUCAUAUAGAUGUAAAUAAAUAAAACUGGGCAUGAUAUAAUGAACUAUUAUUUGCUAAGGACUGGGAUAAAAUAAGGAACUUUGAAAAAUAUGGAGUGAGGCUCACAUCUGAACACCCAAUUUAGCAAUGAAAGUAAUAAACUUAUCUGCCUCACCCCUAAGUAAACACACACAUAUCCUUUGGACUAGCAAAUCUAAGGAAACUAAAUACAACACAUUAAUGCUUGACUCUAAAGAAUUUUCUGUUUCCUGAAAUACUUUUUCUGAUAUUCCGUGAAAUCAAAAUGCAACCCCCACCCCUAACCCAUCCCUUUACGGAUUGUUCCAGGAUGGAUUUCCCCCAUAAAGCCUUAUAUUAUAAUCAUAUGGUCUGGAAUCACCUCAAAUUUCUAUGAUAACAGGAGUUAUCAGAAUAAUCAAUAUUCUGGCACUAAGUCAUAUAUUGCUUCAAGUUCAUUUUCUG